UAAAAACAAAGAAUAACAUAAUUUUUUUUUAAGCAUAAAUGAAUAUUACAAAAUUAUAAUUAAAAAAAUAUUAUAUGAACAAUACCGAAACUACCAUUCUUCCUCACAACAAUGAAAUCAGCAUCAAUUUCCAGCACAGAUUUCAGAACUCUCUCUACUCUUCCGUCCCGCCAAACUCCAAUCUCACCUCACCGGCGCGUAUCCAGCACGCGCCUCUUCUCUCUGAAGCAAAGAGUAUGCGGCAAAGCCGGGAGUAGAACAGCCGGUUUUCGUUACACCAUCUGUGCUAGCUAUGGCGAUAAGGAAUCGAGUUCAGUUAGUUCUAAUGAGAAGUAUUAUAAUUCUCCGGCGGAGGCACUUCGGAAGCUUCUAGAAUCUCCGGGUAUUCAUCAAGGUCCAGCUUGUUUUGAUGCUCUUAGUGCUAAGCUCAUUGAGCGAGCUGGAUUCAAAUUUUGCUUUACAACUGGUUUUGGAAUAUCUGCCGCACGGUUAGGACUGCCAGAUGCAGGACUAAUUUCUUAUGGAGAGAUGGUGGCUCAAGGUCGAGAGAUCACACAAGCAGUGUCCAUACCAGUAAUUGGGGAUGGAGAUAAUGGAUAUGGUAACGCCAUGAAUGUAAAGAGAACCGUGAAAGGAUAUAUUAGAGCAGGUUUUGGAGGAAUAAUCCUUGAAGAUCAGGUUUCUCCCAAAGCAUGUGGUCACACACGUGGCAGGAAAGUUGUUUCUAGGGAGGAAGCGAUAAUGAGAAUAAAAGCAGCUGUUGACGCUCGAAAAGAAAGUGGAUCUGACAUUGUGAUUGUGGCACGUACUGAUGCACGUCAAGCUGUUUCCUUUGAAGAAGCCCUUUGGCGGGCUCGUGCUCUUGCUGAUGCCGGAGCUGAUGUUCUGUUCAUCGAUGCUCUUGCUUCCAAAGAAGAGAUGAAAGCUUUCUGUGACGUCUAUCCACUGAUUCCGAAGAUGGCAAAUAUGCUUGAAGGUGGUGGCAAAACGCCAAUAUUCACUCCUAUGGAACUUGAGGAACUUGGAUACAAACUUGUGGCAUAUCCACUUUCCUUGUUGGGGGUAUCAAUUGGUGCAAUGCAGGAUGCCUUAUCUGCCAUUAAAGGAGGUCGGAUACCAUCUCCGGGUAGCAUGCCUUCAUUUGAAGAGCUAAAAGAAAUCUUAGGUUUCAAUACCUACUAUGAAGAAGAGAAGCGCUAUGCAACAAAAAGCAGUCAACUUCCUUCUCCGAAAAGUGGUUUCUCAUCAAGUAGCAAUGAAUAUGGUGUUCAACCCGGCAUCCAAGCUGAUAAAGAACAAAGGAGUCAAAUACCAGAGAGUCCUGUUGAGGUAUUCAUUCCGGAGGUGUAUGACAAAUAUUCCGGAGAGAGUACAAAAGGAUAUUUCCCAGCGGCCUGGUCUCGGAAAUUGAGAGUAAAGAUAACUGGAAAAGAUGGAUUUGAAAAGCUAGACAUCAGAAUUCCGGCUGGAUUUUUGGAAGGAAUCACAAACGUAGUUCCAGCCUUGGUAGGUAUAAACCUCAAGUCUUUGUUGGAUGAGGCAACUUUAGAGGAGGGAGGGAAACAAUUGUUGGAUUUUCAAGAUACAGGAGGUGACAGAAUACAAGUUAUUUUGGAGUAAAAGAGUUCUUGUUUCUUGUUCCCGUAUUUUCCCAACUUAAACAAUUAUUUUGAUUAAUAAAUCUUGGCAAUCAAACUUAAUUUUGUAAUUAUAUGGGAAGUGAUGUAUCUCUCUAGUUUAGCUUGGCCCUUGGAAACAGUCCACAUAUUGCUAGAUGGUGAAAUUGAUUGUUAUUUUGGAGUGGAA
Messenger RNA from Capsicum annuum, 1806 nucleotides. Its product is annotated as 2,3-dimethylmalate lyase. The record is from RefSeq and is a predicted model, not a curated record. Lineage: Eukaryota; Viridiplantae; Streptophyta; Magnoliopsida; Solanales; Solanaceae. The transcript is spliced from 8 exons. Gene Ontology annotation, molecular function: catalytic activity. Bases 112 to 1620 code for a protein of 502 amino acids.